UUUUGGUAUACGAAAAAUGAAUUAAUAAUGAAUUAGAAGUGUUGUUAUUGUCAGCACUUUCUUAAAAUAAAGGGCAAGUAAUUAAUUUAUGUGUAAAAUUCAACUGCAUUUACUUCAAACCAGAUUUUCUCUCACUCAAUUCAAACCUAAGAAUCAAUAAAUAAACCCAAUAAACAAAACAUUUCAUUCGAGAAUGGCCGUUCACCAGAAAACCACUCAACCAUCCCGCCGGAACCCCAAUCCCCGUCAUUUUGCCGCCAUUCCCAUCGCCGGCAACACUGGUUAACAUAGAUUUACUUUUUUCACCGAGUUACCAAUUGAUCAACCGCGAUUCUCGGGGACAGUUAAUCCAACAAUGGCUGCCGCAUCUCUAAGCUCCGGCAUUCCGAUACGAAACUACCACCGCCUUCUUCGUAAAUCUACUUUCUCCCCUAGCGUUACUUUUAUUCCGAAAAUUGAUUCUGACGGAAUCCAAUCGGUGAAAGUUUCGAAUAUCGAGGUUAACAGUAGCUGCUGCGAGGAGAAAAUCAAUCUAUUGGGAGAUGCAGACAGUACGGGAGCAAUUGUUAAAGAUGACCUGUUCGUGCGGUUCUUUCGGGAGGCGUGGCCGUAUUUUCUGGCUCACAGAGGCAGCACUUUCGUGGUUUUAAUAUCUGCCGAGAUUGUCGAUAGUCCUCAUUUGGAUCACAUUCUAAUGGAUAUUUCUUUGCUCCAUGGGUUGGGAAUCAAAUUCGUACUUGUUCCUGGCACUCAUGUUCAGAUUGACAGGCUUCUCGUCGAAAGAGGAUCUGAACCCAAAUUUGUUGGUAGCUACCGAAUAACAGACUCCGAUUCUCUUAGUGCUGCAAUGGAUGUAUGGGGUAGGAUUCGUACUAUUAUUGAGAUGAAAUUAUCACCCAGGCCUUCUUUAAGUGGUGUUCGUCGUCAUGGAGACAAGGAUCACUGGUAUAAUGGUGUCAGUGUUGCCAGUGGUAAUUUUCUGGCUGCUAAGAGAAGAGGAGUAGUGUUCGGGAUUGAUUAUGCGUCAACUGGUGAAGUCAAGAAAAUUGAUGUUCCUCGUAUUCGUGAGAGGCUUGAUCAAGACAGCAUAGUUCUCUUAAGUGAUCUCGGUUAUUCAAGUUCUGGAGAAGUGCUAAAUUGCAACACUUAUGAAGUUGCUACAGCGUGUGCGAUGGCUCUUGGAGCAGAGAAACUCAUUUGCGUCAUAGAUGGACCAAUUCUAGACGAAUCCGGAAGGCGUAUUCGUUUUUUAUCUCUUCAAGAUGCAGACAGAUUAAUUCGUGAACGAGCUAAACAAAGUGAGACUGCCGCAAAUUAUGUAAAAGCUGUUGCUGAAGAAGAUCUUGCUUCUCUAGCUUGCGAUAAUUCAAAUUAUACAGUCCCUUCUCCAAACGUGAAGGCAUUUGGUCAGUCUCCGAAGUUUCAAAAUGGUGUUGGCUUUGACAGUGGGAAUGGAUUUUGGUCCAAUGAACAGGGUUUUGCCAUUGGAGGCCAAGAAAGAGCGAGUCGUUUAAAUGGUUAUCUUUCUGAAUUAGCUGCUGCAGCUUUUGUUUGUAGAGGUGGUGUUCAGCGAGUUCAUUUAUUGGAUGGCACUACCGGUGGAGUUUUACUGAAAGAAUUGUUUCAAAGAGACGGAGUUGGUACAAUGGUUGCUAGCAAUCUCUAUGAAGGGAUGAGGAUGGCUAGGGGCACAGAUCUUCAAGGAAUCACACAAGUUUUGCUACCUUUAGAGGAAUCUGGCACUUUGAUAAAGAGAACCAAGGAAGAGCUACUUGAAGCGUUGGAUUCGUUCACAGUCGUUGAAAGAGAAGGUCAUGUCAUUGCUUGUGCAGGUCUUUUUCCUUUCUCUGAAGACAAGUGUGGAGAGAUAGCUGCUUUUGCUGUUUCUCCUGAAUGCCGAGGACAAGGAUGGGGAGACAAGUUACUAGAUUAUAUAGAGAAGAAGGCAUCUUCCCGUGGACUGCAAAUGCUUUUCGUACUGACAACACGUAUGGCAGAUUGGUUUGUAAGGCGUGGCUUCUCUGAGUGCUCGAUCGAUUACAUACCAGAGGAGAGGAGGAAAAAGAUCAACAUAUCUCGUAGAUCCAAGUAUUUUAUGAAGAAACUUGUACCUGAUAAGAGCGGCGUUCGUCCAAAUGCUUUUGCACCAUUGGACAACAGUACAAGCACCUGUGUGUCGUAACAUCUUCGUGUUCCGGUUGAGUUUUUUGGCAAUGAAAAAAUAGGAUAUUAAGGGGAAAGAAUCAAGCUUAAAACUGUUUCAUUUGGUCUUUUGUCCCAUUAUUAUGUCUUCGAAUUGCACUUGGCCUCUAGCUAUUGGAUAUCACACGCCUGCAUGAGUUUAUUGUAUUCGUAUUUGGUCGGAUAUAACUGUACAUGGUAUCGUCUGAAAUAUGUUUACCUCAGGUGAUUUUCAAAAUUACGUGGGGGGAAUGUUGUAUAGUAAAUUAAUAAUAAAUAGUUUGUUUCUCCUU
This is a messenger RNA of Erythranthe guttata (spotted monkey flower), 2474 nucleotides long. Its product is annotated as putative amino-acid acetyltransferase NAGS1, chloroplastic. Lineage: Eukaryota; Viridiplantae; Streptophyta; Magnoliopsida; Lamiales; Phrymaceae. The record is from RefSeq and is a predicted model, not a curated record. Gene Ontology annotation, molecular function: L-glutamate N-acetyltransferase activity, acting on acetyl-CoA as donor. Gene Ontology annotation, biological process: L-arginine biosynthetic process. Gene Ontology annotation, cellular component: cytoplasm.